Messenger RNA from Sycon ciliatum, 3360 nucleotides. Its product is annotated as WD repeat-containing protein 5 homolog. The coding region runs from base 1238 to 1945 and encodes 235 amino acids. Lineage: Eukaryota; Metazoa; Porifera; Calcarea; Leucosolenida; Sycettidae. The transcript is spliced from 9 exons. Gene Ontology annotation, molecular function: protein binding. The record is from RefSeq and is a predicted model, not a curated record.
AAGUAAUAUUAUUAUUAUCAUAGGCUGGUGAGAGUCAUUCUAACUACAAAAUUUUAAUACUUGAGCAUUGCGGUAUUGACGGCACUGUGUCAGAAUUGCAGAAGGAGGUAGUGUACUAGUGAGUAGUGAGCAGCACGGCAGUAGAUCUACCCGCUAGCCGCUGUUCAAUGAAUGAGUCGCUAGCUAAGCGAUCAGUGAGCGCAGGCCAGGAGGGAUGAUGGUCAGUGAUCGCCUUGCAACCUAACCAAGGUUUCAUCCAGUGAACGACAGCUAGCGUAUCCUGUCUCAUCAACGGGGCUCAGAGUGACUGGCCAAACCAAUUGCAGUAAGUCUAGCGAACAACAAUGCAAUGCAGCGAUCUACAUUUCUGUACUCUAUGCUGGUAAGUAUAUUCUUCCUGAGACAUAACACUCCCUUGCCUUGUCUUGGUUGAGGACUAUGUUCUGGUUUAUAGCAUCAGAGUUUAAAGUCAACUGCCUUCCUGCACCGUUCACUGUAUUUGUCACAGUUCAAGCACUCUGCGGUCUUUGAUACUUUGAGUUAAUUAAUGCUUUGUUGUUCACUUGGCCUCAUAGCGAUCACUUUGGCCAGUCAAUCGGUGAGACCUACUGAUGUUACCUAACAAGGUCAAGACAGCUAGCCGUUCGGAGACUGAGUAUUCCUCAUAUUAAAGAUGUGUAUCAACUCCUGUCAAUGCUGAUGCCUCACAUGCAACACACAUACUUCCCUGCCUAAACAUACCCGUUUAGACAAUAAAAUGUGGAAAUCAGAUGCAGCGCCACAACUUUUCAUACAGCUAUGGGGCACAUAGGUGCCCACAUAAUACUAUGCACGUUUGAGGCCAGAAAAAGAAAUCCCCAUCCCCACUGAUGCUGCACUAGGGCCUGGAUGUAGCAUGGUUUCAAAGAGUCCUCUGAAGGGCAUCGGGUUUCUAUGGCCCUGGUCACAGUGUAUUUGCCAAUGCCAGUGCAGUAUAUACAAUGUACAUGUAAUACAGUAAAACUUGUGACUAGCGACCACUGUGACUAGCGACCAGCCUGGUAUUACAGACUACUUCGUCAGGCACAUCAAGUUACCACAGCAAGCCAAAGAGAGUUCUCCAUCACCUCUUCUGGCCACAGCACAUUCGAAUGGUUCGGUGGCCAUCUGGGACACUCGCGACAACAUUGUCCUGGCACGGUAUCAGGACGCGGCAAAGGCUGUCUUUAGCCUGGCCUUUUCCCAGCAAUGCCGCAAAAUGGCCACGGCAUCACAGGACUGUCAAGUUCGUAUCUAUGACAUGGAGUCAGGUUCUCGCAAAUGUUCCGUCCUGGGUGACGUUUUUGACGAAGACCCAGGCGUUGUAGAUCCAAGAACUGAUGUAUGCAUGUAUGGCAGCCACUCAAGCCAUGUGUACGCGGUGAAGUUUAACCCCAUUGACGACAAUCUCUUGAUCAGUGGUGGCUGGGACAGAGGUGUACGGCUCUGGGAUCUCAGGACCAAGUCACAUGUAAAGACCUUAGGAGCAUGCGGUCCGAUUGUUACUGGUGAUUCGCUGGACUACAAGAAGGCUGGUGAUGUCAUCCUUGUGGGUUCUCAUUCUAGAGAUAAUUGUUUGGAGGAAUACGAUGUUGGCACAGGAAAGGUCAUCUCAUCUAUCAAGUUGUCAGUCCCCUCCCAGAUCUGCUGUUGUCAGUACAUGGGUGAAGAUCAGAAUGUAGUCUUGUGUGGUGGCAAGCAAGAUAACAUGAUGAGAGUACUCAGUACUACGGGUGAUGGUGGGACACUGGCCCGUGUAAGCAAUCUGGAACGGUCCGUGUACAGUGUUGCACACUGUAAGCCAAGAGAUCACAAAGUAACUGUCAAAAGAAAAGGCGGCGAAUUGGUGACGAGAACUGAACGCUUUGGAUUCAUCGCUAUGUGCACAGACACUUUGGUGUGCAUUUACCGUCAUGAAAUCGAAUAAGUUGGCCAUGCUGUUCUACCAUACUGACCUGCUCCUAUUGAUACCAUGGACGUACUGGAUGUACUGCUGGAUGUACUGGACGUACUGGUAAGACAUGGAGUUGGGUUCCUGCCUUACUGAUUGCUGGUGCAUCGCUGUUGUUCCGAAAGCAAAGGUCGAUACAGUACAACCCACAUCUACUUCGAAACAGAUCCACGAGAGUCGAUGAUACACCUGGUUGUACUCUUGGCCGAUCUCAGAACCCUUCAUUACCAAUGGAACGGUUCUGUCUCACCGCCCACUUUUGACAUGUGCUACGACUGCAGUUGCUGUCACGCGUUAUACCGGAAUGGAUACGGUCUUCUUUCAAAGCUGACCGUUUGACUGUGCACAUGGCAGCAAUCUGUUGACCAUGGUAAUGGCACAGUGAUAGUCACGUGACGAAAUCAACUAUAUCUACAUGUAUAUGCAUAGAAGACUAGAUGCAAACAUGAUCACUGACUGUAUGCAUAGAAGACUAGAUGCAAACAUGAUCACUGACUGUAUGCAUAGAAGACUAGAUGCAAACAUGAUCACUGACUGUAUGCAUAGAAGACUAGAUGCAAACAUGAUCACUGACUGUAUGCAUAGAAGACUAGAUGCAAACAUGAUCACUGACUGUAUGCAUAGAAGACUAGAUGCAAACAUGAUCACUGACUGUAUGCAUAGAAGACUAGAUGCAAACAUGAUCACUGACUGUAUGCAUAGAAGACUAGAUGCAAACAUGAUCACUGACUGUAUGCAUAGAAGACUAGAUGCAAACAUGAUCACUGACUGUAUGCAUAGAAGACUAGAUGCAAACAUGAUCACUGACUGUAUGCAUAGAAGACUAGAUGCAAACAUGAUCACUGACUGUAUGCAUAGAAGACUAGAUGCAAACAUGAUCACUGACUGUAUGCAUAGAAGACUAGAUGCAAACAUGAUCACUGACUGUAUGCAUAGAAGACUAGAUGCAAACAUGAUCACUGACUGUAUGCUGGUGGUGUUGCCACUCACGCACAUUUAGUGUGCAUCCCUUUCUUAGAUCUGUACUACUAACAUCACUAUUACUCCGUGACCUGUGCCGACUGGUAUGGUCAUUGUGCUGCCGCUGACCUGACUGGGAAUGAUUUCCAUGGCUCGGCUCAGUAAUACUGCUGCACGUGUGAUGUAUUCCAUACCCUGGCAAACAUACAGUAUGAACUAUGCAUUGCAUGAUGACAAGCUCUGCAGACGUGCAGCCCUGAUCGAGUACUAGUACCCGCGGCUAUACUUAGUAGAAGCCAGAGAACAGUUUUUAUCAUGCAGUGCACAGUGCACAGUAAUGUUAUCAUGCAGUGCACAGUAAUGGAACAGUGUCACAGUACAUGCAGGGAGUCAUAAAACACCGGUGGUUGCGCUGUACAACUCCCUGGUCA